Messenger RNA from Acanthocheilonema viteae, 1506 nucleotides. The record is from the annotation of a GenBank genome assembly. NCBI's taxonomy places the organism in Eukaryota, Metazoa, Nematoda, Chromadorea, Rhabditida, Onchocercidae.
AUGAAUGCUAUUGAGAAGUUAGACAAAAUUUUACGACGUAUAAGUAGCAAGACUCGACGUACUACAACAAGACGUGUAAACUAUCAUCCAGAAGUUUCCAGUUCGGGUAGUGAUGAAGAUGAUUUAGUAGAACAACAAACGGAUACCUCAAAAAAUGAUCGAAAAGGUGCCGGUAAUCGUCGGACAUAUUUGAAGCCGAUAGUGCCAGCUAUUCAAAAUAUCGGGACGACAACAGUAACAAAGCAAUCCUCAGAACAACUGGAGAGAGCAUAUAAUCUGCAGCAACAGCAACAACAAUUACAGUGCGACGAACAGAAGAAUAAAGAGGAUGAACAUCCGAAGAUUGCGGAAACUCCUGAUGACCAAAUGUUAAGUGAUAACAACUGCGAGACUUUCAAAUCCUUAUUACCACCUUCCAGGCUGUCAGGUCAGGUUGUGGUGGGCUGCGCUACUCACGAUAAAUCAUGUGAAUCCGAAGAUGCCGAUUACGUGUCCGAUUAUUCUACCUACGGAGUGCAGCGGAGUGCAACACGGAAAUCCAUUUAUGAAUUGGAUAUGUCUAUGGAUGAAUCGUUGCCGGAAUCAUGUGGACGUGAAAGUGGUUACUUGUCGGGAAUUGAUGUACGCUACAGCAUAUCAGCUGCCGAAUCACCUGCAUUGUCACCGCUCGGGGUAGCUUUUUUUCGAGCUCAACCAUUGUUCCAGCGUACGCUUGGAACGAUCACACAACAAUCUUUUGACAGUGAAGAGUUCCAAAAGAACGGAAAGGAUAAUCUGAAAGUGGUUGCCGUUCCACGACAAAUUGGCAUUGCAAGAGAUCUGAAGCUUCGGGAUGAGGAAGCCAAGAUACCGGAUUAUGUAAGUACUGAAAAGCUACUCCGGGAUAGCAUUGCGGAAACAAAAUACAUAACAACGAUCUUUGAGCUUUCUUCGGGUGGUAUCGUUGGUUUAAUUGAUGACGUCCUCAAUGAAUUUAGUUUGUGGUUCCAUGAAGAGAUUGGCCUUCUUGGAAUUGCAUGUGAGGUGCAAUGGUCUGUACCGGAGAAACACCGUCAUCUUGCCUCUGAAAAAAGUAUACGAAAUAACGUUGAUUACUUAAUUACUUUUGAGGACGAAGGAGAUAUUUUCCCUUCUACCUCAAUGAAGGAAGCCCUUCAUCAUUCACUUCGGCAAAACAACCGCCGUGUACUAAAUAUGAAAAGUAGAACUGGUAACUAUCACUUGCCGUUAACGAUGAUAUCAGCUAUAACAGAGGAAAACUGUGCACGCGAUUGUCAGUUAAAUUGCUUUCAAGGUGUUUAUCGUCGUUUCUACAUGUCGUUGUUGCCGUAUCAACAUACAGACGCAGGUGUAUUGCACAGACCGUACUGGAAUUUACGUGAUAUCAGUCGACCAAAUCCACAAAUGCCAAAUCCGGAGCAAUUCAUUUUUGGACGUGAUGCGACUAAACUUGAUGUCGGCAGUUUGGUUGCUGUCAAUGUUGUUGCACUGAAAAUUGCACUAUAG